Nerophis lumbriciformis (worm pipefish) is the source of this 3191-nucleotide messenger RNA. Its product is annotated as double-stranded RNA-specific editase B2-like. Gene Ontology annotation, biological process: RNA processing; adenosine to inosine editing. The record is from RefSeq and is a predicted model, not a curated record. Lineage: Eukaryota; Metazoa; Chordata; Actinopteri; Syngnathiformes; Syngnathidae. Gene Ontology annotation, cellular component: nucleolus; cytoplasm. Gene Ontology annotation, molecular function: tRNA-specific adenosine deaminase activity; adenosine deaminase activity; double-stranded RNA adenosine deaminase activity.
GGGUGUGAAGAAGAGUGUACUUAGUGUAUCAUACACACACACACACACACAGACACACACGCACACACACACACACACACACACACACACACACACACACACACACACACACACACACAUUAAUACAGCAUGGAGGUGUGUGAUGUGUCAGGCACCAGGAGGAAGAGGCGGAGGAAGAGGAGGAGUAGAACUACAGGUCCAAGCAGUGUGGAGGAUUACCAAGACCAAGUGGACUACCAUCAUCCAUCAAACCAUUGUGGACCCUCCAAGAGAAAGCAGCCCUUAAUAGACCACAAGAAACAACAGUUUCUGUGUCAGAGAAGCUCCUGGACGUUGGCUCGUAAGACCGCCGUGGCACGUCUGAACGAACUGACACCUGGUCUGCACUACGAGGUUACAUCAAAGACCGGACCCCCGCAUGCUCCUGUGUUUUCCGUGGGUGUGGAUGUGAGUGGUCUUCACUUUGAAGGCCGUGGGGCCACAAAGAAAAAGGCUAAGAUGAGGGCUGCUGAGAUAGCCCUUAAGUCCUUCAUCCAGUUCCCGGAUUGCUCACAGGCUCACACCACCAUGGAAGACAUCAAGACCACCAGUGUGGAUUACACGAGAGACCACUUGGACCAGUUUGAAGUGUUUGGUUCAGAGGAUGAACGCUGCACCUUCAUCAUGGAAAAGAAGAAGGAGGUCUUUACUCAAGUCCUCAGCUCCUCCCUUUUAGGACAUCUUAGUCCGAUGGCGCUGCUCGACAAACUGCGACCAGGACUGCAUUACUUCUGCCUGACAGAGCGACUUCACUGCCGGCCCGCCAGGAGGUUCAUGGUGGUGGUCCGGGUAGACGGGAGGUUCUUUGAGGGGUGCAGCCACAGUAAAAGACUGGCCAAGGAGCGGGCGGCGGCCUUGGCUCUACGCAGCUUGUACAACGUAAGCGUGGGCCCUGACAGGACGCUGAUAGACAUUCACGGCACCACACGGGAGCUACCUCUGUUCUUUGCCGAGUCCAUCUUCCAGCUGGUGACACUGAAACACCACCAGCUGAUGGAUGACAGCGUCUCUGGCCACAAAGUAACGGCUGCAAUCAUAAUGACCACAGGAUUUGACCCGAGAUCAGCUGAGGUGGUUUCCAUGGCAUCAGGGACCAAACAAUUGGAUGUUUGCAGUCACGACUGUACAGUACGCGACUGUCAUGCCGAGGUCCUCUGUAGGAGGGCGCUGCUGAGAUUCUUCUACGCUCAGCUGGAGCUGCUCAGUCAUCCUGAGUCCAUCUUUGUCCCGUCAACAAGCGGCGGCGUCUUCCGACUGCGAGAUGGCGUUCGAUUCCACAUGUACGUGACCUCGUCGCCAUGCGGGGACGCUCGUCUCAACUGUCCCUACGAGACCAACGCCUCAUACGCCAACAGAAGGUUGCACUGUCACCUCAGGAAGAAAGUGAUUGGGGGCGAGGGCACGCUGCCCAUCACAGCCACUCAGAAGAGAGAAGCUGUGUUGUCGGGUAAACCUGAAGGCAGCAUGUCCUGCACUGAUAAAAUAGCAAAGUGGUGUGUUGUCGGCCUGCAGGGGGCGCUCUUGUCACACUUGUUGGAGCCUGUCUACCUGCACAGCCUGACCGUGGGGACGCUGAGUCACACGGGUCACCUGCACCGGGUCUUAACGUGCCGUCUGGCACCCGUCAGACGCCCUCCGUACCCGUACAGACGCCAGCAGCCGCUCCUCGCCUGGGUUCGCAGUGGCGAGCGGCGUGCAGCUGGGAAAGCAUGGGGCGCCAGCAUCAACUGGAGUCUCGGCGAUGAAGACGUGGAGGAGAUCAGCGCGUCGUCAGGUAGACACUCGUGCUGUGGAACCCCGUCGAGGCUCAGUCGACGCCGUUUGUUCGCCCGCUGGCAGUGGCUGCACAAGCAGAUGAGAGGUUGGACGCCAGAGGACGCCGAGAAGACGCACGCCGGCUGGAAGGAGGCAGCCGGACAGUACCAAGGGGUCAUGCAGCGGUUUAAGGAAGCUCUGCAGGGCGCCGGCCUCGGAGUUUGGACCAGGAAAGUUCCAGAAGAAAAGAGUCAUUUUGACGUCUUGGAGGUUUAGCUUAUUAGCACUUAGGUUUCUUAGUGAGGGUGUGAGACACACCAUCAUAACAUCUGCUUGAAAGCAUUAAAGGAAAUGAAUGCUAGCUUGUUGUAAGGCUAAGAAUAUUUUAGUUUACUUAUAUUAAUUUACUUUAGCUUACAAAGCAACUAAAACAGUUGUUUUGAUUGUACUCAUUAAAAAACUUUCCUUGAUCUUCUGUUGAUUGGAUGUAGCUUUUAUCCAUUUGAAUGUUAAAGAUGAUUGAAUACAUGUAAAAAAUAUGUACUACAUCAUGUUUUUCCCUUUAAAUUAGUCUUAUUAUACAUAUUUAUAUGACAAUUUUGAAUAUACAGGGUGCCAUGCAUGUCUGAACACAAAAUGUAUUAUACAACUAUAAAUUGUAAUCUGAUAGAAAUCUGGUCUUUCGAAUUCAACGAUUAAUUGUAAUGCAUUUUAAAUGAUUUAACAUGUUCAAUUUAAUUAUCGUUUAAUUUGUUUAGAGCAGUUAUUCUCAAACUGUGGUACUCGUACCAUCUAGUGGUAUGCCAAAUAAUUACUUAAUUCAAUCAAUCAAUCAAUGUUUAUUUAUAUAGCCCUAAAUCACAAGUGUCUCAAAGGGCUGCACAAGCCACAACGACAUCCUCGGUUCAGAGCCCACAUAAGGGCAAGGAAAAAUUCACAACCCAGUGGGAUGUCAAUGAGAAUGACUAUGAGAAACCUUGGAGAGGACCCCCCCUCUCUCUAGGGGAGACCGGAUGCAAUGGACGUUGAGUAUUCAAACCAAGUGUUACUGUUCAAACUCUGUGUAAUGUAACAGUGGCCCAAAUUAUUAAAUAUAUAACCUCUGCCUUGUUUUUAAUGAAUAUUUAGACCUACUACGCCGCUGUAUUUUAAUGUUGGGUCAUUAUAGUGGUACUUAGAAUGCCAAGGGUUUUCUAAGGUGGUAGUUGGAGAAAAAAAAUUGAGAACCACUGGUUUAGUGUAGUUUUUCAUUAACUAAUUAUUAUCUGAUUAAUUACAACCUUGUUUUGUAUUAAUUUAUAUGUCCAGAUUUUAGGGCCACUGUAAUAAUAGUAUUUGCGUUCAUGAGUGAGGAUCUAAAGAGACAUCGCAAAUAAGUUUUACAAUGAGAUGUAAGU